GAAGCCAUUGGGCUAACGAAUGCUGCUCUGUAAAAGACAUCAAUGGCCAGCCCUUGACUCAAGGCUAUGGUGGUACUCGUCCAAAAAACGGACAGCAGGGCCCACGACCCCAGGGCCCGCAAAUAUAUGGGGCAGUAGAGAGUCCAGACAAAGAACAGAGUCAGGAGAGAUGGCCAACAUUUCGCCAUCUGAAAGACCGCGGAGAGCCACUGCGGACUCAGCAGGAUUGGACCUCCAUUCCACCACCAGACUCAUAUUAACGCCCCAGAUGGGGGUCCAGUUAAUUGAAACAGAUUUUAAAGGACCCCUUGAACCUGACACAGUGGGUUUAUUGUUAGGGAGAUCAUCAUCAGCAUUAAGAGGACUUAUUGUACAUCCUGGAGUUAUAGAUCCAGAUUACACAGGAGUGGUUAAGAUUAUGGUAGCUUCCCCACAUGGAAUAACAGCUAUUUCUCCUGGAGAUAGAAUUGCUCAGUUGGUCAUCUUGCUGAGCUUACAUGAUCGCUAUGUGGCAAGAGAUCAAGACAGAGGAAAAGGAGGUUUUGGGUCCACAGGCACAGAUUUGAUUUUUCUUUCCCUGGAUUUGGACCAAUGCCCCGUCUUGGAGUUAAAAGUUGAUGGCAAAAAGAUCCUGGGCCUUUUGGAUACUGGAGCAGACAGGAGUAUUAUAGCGAAGAAAGACUGGCCUUCAGGUUGGCCAGUACAAGCCUCUUCUCAAACACUCCAAGGCCUAGGUUAUGCAAAAACUCCUGAUAUGAGUGCAAGACAAAGUGGCAGGAUCAGGAAGGUCAUUCAGGAGAUAUGCAGCCAUAUGUACUUGAGCUCCCUAUCUCCCUUUGGGGAAGAGACCUCUUAA
Messenger RNA from Mastomys coucha (southern multimammate mouse), 856 nucleotides. RefSeq names its product deoxyuridine 5'-triphosphate nucleotidohydrolase-like. NCBI's taxonomy places the organism in Eukaryota, Metazoa, Chordata, Mammalia, Rodentia, Muridae. Bases 20 to 856 code for a protein of 278 amino acids. Gene Ontology annotation, molecular function: aspartic-type endopeptidase activity. The transcript has a single exon. The record is from RefSeq and is a predicted model, not a curated record. Gene Ontology annotation, biological process: proteolysis.